Messenger RNA from Brassica oleracea var. oleracea, 1746 nucleotides. RefSeq lists its product as uncharacterized. Lineage: Eukaryota; Viridiplantae; Streptophyta; Magnoliopsida; Brassicales; Brassicaceae. The coding region runs from base 1 to 1746 and encodes 581 amino acids. The record is from RefSeq and is a predicted model, not a curated record. The transcript has a single exon.
AUGGCAGAAGCAAUUCAGACCGGAGUUCAGGCUGGUGUUCAAGCCGCUUUCACGGCAAAUGCGGCAAACGCAGCAAACGCACCUCAACAACGCAAUCUCCGCAACAAUAACCCAGUCUUUGAUGAGCAUGAGGAAGAUUGCGACGAGGAGAACCCGUUCGGCGAUAAUAAUCAGCACAAUCAAAUACGAGGAAGACAAAACAUGAAUGGCGACGACCCACGCUGGUUUUCAGGCAUCAAAAUUGACAUACCUAAGUUCCAUGGAGGAUCACAACCAGAAGAGCUACUGGACUGGUUUGUCACGGUCGACGAAUUCAUUGAGUUCAAAGACGUGCCGGAACAGAAAAGAGUACCGCUUGUCACUACUCGUUUUCGUGGUCACGCCGCCUCAUGGUGGAGUCAAGUGAAACUUUCUCGUUCCCGUCGGGGUAAAGAGAAAAUAACUUCAUGGGACAAGCUCAAGAAACAUAUGAGGAAAACUUUCAUCCCAUAUAAUUUUGAGUGUUUCUUGUUCCAACGGUUUCAUAACAUACGACAAGGAUCACAACCGGUCGAAGAAUAUGCUAAUGAAUUCUAUCAGAUGCUCACGCGCGUAGACAUUCAUGACUCCGAGGACCAGCUGGUCGCUCAUUUUAUCGCAGGUCUCCGCCCUCAAUUGCAGAAUAUGCUGCACCAGUUUGAUCCAGGCUCUGUCUCGGAAGCUCGGCAACGAGCCCUCUUAGUCGAACAACAGACACGCUUGGGCGCUGGCCAAUGGGCUGGAAAUAAUCGAGCACGCACACCUACGGAUGAUUCAAAACCCACUACCAGUCGCGACAACACAACGACAACAACCCCAACCGGUCCACGCCAAAACACGGAACCGACGGAAACCACCGCAGCAGCAAUAGAACCUCGACCGUCUGGACCUAAUGCACUCCGUUGUUUUACCUGUGGUGAACGCUGUCAUAUACAAACGGCUUGUCCUAAUAAUGGUCGACGUGGUUUAAUUGCCAAUGAUCGAGAGAUCACGGGUGAGCCCGUUUAUGACGAUGAUGAGGACCAAUACGAUGACACCGGAGAGGAACAAGUUUAUGGUGAUACGGGUACCUGUCUCAUGCUACACCGCAACUGCCUCGCCCCCAAAACAGAUGAGGCAUGGCAACGUACAUCCUUGUUUACCUCGACUUGUACAGUUAAGGGAAAGGUUUGUCGUUUCGUAAUUGAUUCAGGAUGUUCGGCGAACGUGGUGUCUGAAGAGGCUGUCCGCAAACUCGCCUUAACACCAGAAGCUCAUCCUCAUCCAUACCGCCUGUUAUGGAUGCAAACCAGAGCAGAAGUUUUUGUUUUCCAGCGAACUCUGUUGACACUCUCUAUCGGAUCUUUCUACAAAGACAAUUUGUAUUGCGAUAUAGCCCCUAUGGAUGUGUCUCACAUCAUCUUAGGACGACCAUGGCAGUAUGAUAGAGAAGUUAUACACAACGGGAAAAAAAAUAAAAGCUCUUUUAUGUUUGAAGGACGGAAGAUCACGUUGCUCCCAUCCCCUGAAAAGGACCACGCCAUCAAGCAACAAACGUCACCGUCUAAACAAAAUUUGUUGAUCGUCUCGCGGUCACAGUUUGAAGUGGAGCUACGUGAUACAAGCCAGCUCUUUGCUUUAAUCGCGAUCCCUCCACCAUCAACACAACAACUAUCCUGUCCACCAGCGUUUGUGACACUUCUCAGAGAGUUUGAUGUUUUAUUUCCCGAUGAACUUCCAGCAGGAUAG